AUGCCCUCCAAACGCAAGGGCAACACGCCAAAGAAGCCAGCAGCAGCUGCUGCUCCUGCUGUAGCUGCUCCCGCUUCCAACGGUGCUACCCUUCCACCCACCACCUCCAGCAAUGGGAGAUCUCUGACCGCUGACCAGGCCUCUGUCGCCGCGCAGUAUCGUCAGUACGCCGACACCAAACGCGCUCGUCAGAUCGACCCGAAGAAGUACACCCGCACUCCCAAGUCUGGUCUCCUCGUCCUCGCCAUCCUCGGCCUCUUUUCGCUCUUCGGCUCCGUCGUGCUCUACCUCCACUACAAGCUUCCUACGCCGCGUGGCCCAACCACCGUCAUUGCUUCUGGCGUCACUCCUGCCGAUGCGGCUGCCUACCACCCUCCCAUUCCCGGUGUCGUCCCCACCAACAAGGUCGGCGAGUCCCACAAAUUCCACGAGCACUUCUCCGAAGCCAACGCUGUGGGUGUCAUGCACCACCUCUCCGUCGAUGUCGGAUACCGCAUUGUGGGCACAAAGGAGCAUCUCGAGGCCGAAAACUGGCUCUAUGACGUGCUGCGUCGCUACGAGGGCUAUCACGACACAGGCACUCCCCAAUCCCCCGGACGCACUCAGGUCGAGGUGUACAGGCAGAUCGGCGACGGUGCCCAUCGCUUCGAUUUCAUGUCUAGCGUCGUCUGGAAGCGAUACUACUCCAUGUCUAAUCUUGUUGUGCGCAUCUCAGACGGCACCGAUGAGAGCAAGGAGAACAGCCUUUUGCUCAAUGCCCACCUCGACAGCACCCUGCCCAGUCCCGGUGGUGCUGACGACGGUGUUGGUGUCGCCAUCCUCUUGGAAGCUUUGCGUGCCCUGACUUUGCCCAACACAGGCCGCAAGCUGUACAAUUCGGUGGUCCUUCUCUUCAACGACGGUGAGGAGUCGCUUCAGGACGCUAGCCAUCUCUACAUCACGCAGCACAACCAGACCAAUGCCGGCGUCAAGGCCGUCGUCAACCUCGAAGCAUGCGGCACCAGCGGUCCCGAGCUUUUGUUUCAAGCGACGAGUGCAGAGAUGAUCCAAGCCUACUCGCAAGUCCCCCAUCCCUUUGGUACCGUGCUCGCCAACGACGUCUUCUCCACCGGCCUCAUCUUGAGCGAUACUGAUUUUCGCCAGUUUGUCGAGUACGGCAACGACCUCACUGGUCUCGACAUGGCUCUGGUCGGCAACUCGUACUUCUACCACACACGCAAGGACAUCCCGCUCUACCUCGAGCCCGGUGCGACUCAACACUUUGGUGAAAACACGCUGGCCAUCAUCGAACACCUUUGUCUCAAGAACGACAGCCGCACGUUGCUGCGUACUAUCGAACCCUACCAAACGCGCCACACGCUUCCCGUCUACUUUUCCAUUGCCGGCCGCUACUUUGUGCUCAUCCAGAACAAGGCGUUCAAGAGCAUCGUCAUGGGUCUGUCCGCGUUCAUGAACUUCCAGCUUUCAUCGGUCGUCCGCUCCGAGGCAGCUGUGGGAGCGCUCAGUCUCACCAUGAUCAGCUCUGUUUCGGCGCUGGUCUCCAUCGUGGGUGCUGCAUUGGGCGCCAACAUUGUGGCACUCAUCAUGACGCGAGUGCUCGGCAAGGGCAUGUCGUGGUAUUCGCACGAGUUUUUCCCUAUUCUGUUGUAUGGUCCGCCCGCUAUUGCAGGUGUGUUGAUCGUGCAGCUGCUCACGUCCAAGCUGGUCAAGCCGUACCAGCGACCGUAUCUGGAGCGCACCAGUUUGUCUGGACUGGGCAUCUUUUUCAAUCUCAGUCUGCUCGGCCUCAACGCCUUCGGCAUCGGAAGUGCAUACCUGAUGGCGCUGGCUUCGCUGACGUUUACGAUCGCGACGACGCUCAACGACUUUGUGCUCAUCGGGAUCACGCAGAUCGAGGACAAGCUCGUCGCACCGGAUAAUCGAGUUUCGGCGUGGGUCUACCCUCUGAUGACGGUGAUCCCCGGCAUUGUCGGUGUCGAGGGCAUGGCGAGUUUCCUGGACCUCUUCGUACCGCUCACGGGCAGGAUGGGUGAGAUCUCGCCCGCGGACCACAUCAUUGCCAGCAUCGUUGCAGCGCUCGCGUUCCUCAGUUUCCCCUUCGCCAUUCCGCUCGCGCAUCGCUUCACGUCCGAAAACCUCAAGCGCACCAUUCUCGCUCUGAUCGGGAUCACGGCGGCUGUCAUGGCCGUCUUCGCCAGUCCUGGAUGGCAGCCUUUCGACGCAGCCCAUCCCAAACGACUGUUCGUGCAUCAGGUGGAGAACAUUACGUCGAACGAAUGGUUUAUGAACGUCGGCUCUGCGGACCCUGCACCCGGGUUCAAGGCGCUGGCCAACGAGCUGCAGUCGGAAUUCGGCAUCCCCACGCAGGCCCACGCGGCGCUGAUGGAGAUGAACGACUACAACCCAGACUUUGACAUUUUGUACCCCGUCUCGGCCUUCCUCACGCCGUACAAGUUCCAGCUACCCGCUCCACCAGCUUCGACGGCGUUCAGUACCAAAUACGCCGCCCCUGCGCCCGAGGCGAAUCAUUUCACGGUGAAAGCCACCAACGAGGUGAUCGAUCUCGAAGCGGGCACGCGCAGCUUGACGCUCGAGAUGAACCACCCGGGCGUCAUCUGGGCUGUGGUGGCGUUCGACGCCGAGAUUCUGAGCUGGAACCUGCCCAGUGCGCCCCCGGAGGGAUUCCAGCGUCACCACCUCAAGAGCGUCGCGCGCCACGGCAUCUACACCUGGUCCGUCGACCUCGUCCUCCGUCUGCCCGACGACGCCCUCCCAGCCGCCAAAGCCCGCAGUACCGGCACCGGCAUUGUGUCCAAGCUCAAGAAGUCGGCAGGAGCAUCGAGUUCGGGCCGACUCGUCAAGGUCGAUCCGGCUGCUGGCGAGGAAAAGGUCGAGAGAGAUGCUUCGAGACUGUGGAUCGAUGCUUCGGGUCUGGUGGCUGACGAGAUGUUCCCGCAGCACAAGGGCGUUGCAGCCAACGAUCGUCCUGCGAUGAACACGUUUACGAAGAUGGAUGCAUUUAUGCAGGACAAGCAUCCCGAGAUCGACGUCAUGAUGCUCACGGUUGUUGCGGGCGUCUUUGAGGCUUAG
Molecule: messenger RNA, 3090 nt
Organism: Sporisorium graminicola
Lineage: Eukaryota; Fungi; Basidiomycota; Ustilaginomycetes; Ustilaginales; Ustilaginaceae
Exons: 1
Coding region: 1-3090 (1029 amino acids)
Biological process (GO): proteolysis
Molecular function (GO): metalloexopeptidase activity
Source: RefSeq, a predicted model, not a curated record